Molecule: messenger RNA, 969 nt
Organism: Ricinus communis (castor bean)
Lineage: Eukaryota; Viridiplantae; Streptophyta; Magnoliopsida; Malpighiales; Euphorbiaceae
Product: 60S ribosomal protein L10a-2
Exons: 6
Coding region: 134-784 (216 amino acids)
Biological process (GO): translation
Cellular component (GO): large ribosomal subunit
Molecular function (GO): RNA binding; structural constituent of ribosome
Source: RefSeq, a predicted model, not a curated record
AAAAAGGAGAAAGCUAGGGUUUAUUGGAGCACCACCUAUAUAAAUAGAUAGGCUUAGCCGCACCGUUUCCUUGUUGCUAGGGUUUUGGUGGGGCUAUAAACUUCUCAAGACUGUUUCUUUCAAGCUUCAAGUCAUGAGUAAGCUUCAGAGUGAGGCGUUGAGAGAGGCAAUCACUACUAUUAUGGCUGCUUCCAAGGAGAAGAAGCGUAAGUUUACUGAGACUAUUGAGCUCCAGAUUGGGCUCAAGAACUAUGAUCCUCAAAAGGACAAACGUUUCAGUGGUUCUGUGAAGUUGCCACAUAUCCCCCGCCCUAAAAUGAAAAUUUGUAUGCUUGGAGAUGCUCAGCACGUUGAGGAGGCCGAGGCAAUAGGUCUCCAAUGGAUGGAUGUCGAAGCUUUGAAGAAAUUGAAUAAGAAUAAGAAGCUUGUUAAGAAGCUUGCAAAGCAGUACCAUGCUUUCUUGGCUUCGGAAUCUGUCAUCAAGCAGAUUCCUCGCCUUUUGGGCCCUGGUUUGAACAAGGCAGGAAAAUUCCCUACCCUUGUGACUCACCAAGAAUCUCUGGAGUCCAAAGUGAAUGAAACCAAAGCAACAGUGAAGUUCCAAUUGAAGAAAGUGCUUUGCAUGGGAGUGGCUGUUGGCAACUGCUCUAUGGAGGAGAAGCAGGUGUUCCAAAACGUUCAGAUGUCUGUCAACUUUCUUGUCAGUUUGUUAAAAAAGAACUGGCAAAAUGUGAAAUGUCUCAACCUCAAGACCACCAUGGGAACUCCGCAGAGAAUCUUUUAAGGAGAUUCUCAGUUUGCUUUUGUACUUGUUUUUCUUGAUACUUAUAUAACGGUUUUGUUUUUUGUAUUGAAUGUUCAAGCUAUCAGUUCAGAUCCGUUUUGUUUUAUUUUUGAAUUUGCUAGUAACAUUAGUUGUAAUGUUAAACAUGAGUUUCUUUUUAAUGCCACCUCAUAUUGCACUGGUUA